Oncorhynchus tshawytscha (Chinook salmon) is the source of this 2808-nucleotide messenger RNA. RefSeq names its product E3 ubiquitin-protein ligase TRIM39. Gene Ontology annotation, molecular function: protein binding. The transcript has 6 exons. The record is from RefSeq and is a predicted model, not a curated record. NCBI's taxonomy places the organism in Eukaryota, Metazoa, Chordata, Actinopteri, Salmoniformes, Salmonidae. Bases 230 to 1558 code for a protein of 442 amino acids.
UGUACAGCAGAGAGUCAAAAGUUCAGAAGGGUAAAGUCCCAGCUACGGUAGCAUAGAAGUCACUAUAAAGGACUCUAACUCACUACAACUAACUUACUACAACUUCAAGACUCACAGCAUCUACUGAAGAGCAAGACAAUAUCAUCAACACUAAGAUUUAAACAACACUGAAGUCAAUGUCUGCUUCCUUCAGAGGCUAUUAGAAGGAAGUGACUGAUUUCAUUACAAAAUGGCUUCUGGUUCAUCUUUCCGAGAGGAGGAUCUCUCUUGUCCUGUGUGCCGUGACAUCUUCAAGGAUCCCGUUCUAGUGCCGUGUGGCCACAGUUUCUGUGAAACCUGUCUGCUGGAAACUUGGAAACAAAGGGAAUGUCCGGUCUGCAGGAGAAAAUGUUCCAAAGACUGGUAUCCUCCUAACCUUUCUCUAGAGAGCCUGUGUGAGACCUUCUCACAGUCACAUACAGGUAGUCAGAAAUCAACAAGCAAGAUAAGCUCUGCACUCUGCGGUCUGCAUGGAGAGACACUGGAGCUGGAGGACAAACAGCCUGUCUGUUUGGUGUGGCAGGAUACAAGACAACGUAACCACAAACCGCUAGCUGAGGCUGUACAGGACCAUAAGGAGGAGCUCCAGACUGCCCUGAAGCCCUUACAGGCGAAACUGGAAGUCUGUAAUAAAGUUAAACUAAGCUGUGAUCAAACAGCUUGGUAUAUUAAGAACCAGGCCCAGAACACAGAGAGGCAGAUUAAGGAAGAAUUUCAGAAGCUUCACCGGUUUCUACGAGAGGAGGAGGAGGCCAGUAUAGCGACACUGAGGGAGGAAGAGGAGCAGAAGAGUCAGACGAUGAAGGAGAAGAUUGAAGAGAUGAACAGACAGAACUACAAGGCCACAGUGAAAAGAGCCCAUUUCACACUGCCGGAUCCACAGCUGGUCUCAGGUGCGCUGAUAGAUGUGGCCAAACACCUGGGCAACCUACAGUUCAGAGUCUGGGAGAAGAUGCAGGGGAUUGUGAAAUACAGUCCUGUGAUUCUGGACCCAAACACCGCUUACCGAUAUUUCGUCCUGUCUGAGGAUCUGACCAGUCUAAGAUUCUGUGCGAGUCAGCAGCUUCCUGACAACCCAGAGAGGUUUGAUUACAAUGCAUUGGUCAUGGGCUCCGAGGGCUUUAACUCAGGGACACACAGCUGGGACGUUGAGGUUGGGGACAGCACAGUCUGGUCCGUGGGUGUCGUACAAGAGUCUGCCCAGAGGAAGGGAAACAUGAAGCCUGAAAGGUGGAUUGUGUAUUAUAGUGGAGGUAAAUACAGAGCAUGCCCCACAUCAGGGCCAGGUGUUCCUAUCACAAUGAGACCAAAACCCCAGAGGAUCAGAGUGCUGCUGGACAGGGACCGAGGACAGCUGUCAUUCUCUGACCCUGAUAAUAACACACACCUGCACACAUUCACACACACCUUUACUGAGCAAGUCUUUCCAGCCAUGGGUCACGUCUCUAAAGUUCACCGUCUGAGGAUCGUACCAGGGAAGAUCUCUAUAAAGAUGGUUGACUCUCAAAACCGUCUGUAGAGUCCGAACGGUUUGGCUUACAGACUAUUAUGACGCCUCUAUGGAAAGAUGAGCCUCUCACGAACAUAUACAUGUCGGUUGUUUUCCUCACAAGUUUUUGUUUUAAUUAUGGAAGUACAAUGCCUUCGGAGGUAUUCAGACCCCUUGACUUCUUCUAUAUUUUGUUACGUUACAGCCUUACUAUAAAGUCAAUUUAAUAAAUAAAAAUUCUCAAUUCUCUAGGGAACAAACUUCCUUAGGAAUGUUUUGGGAAACUAUCUGUUAUUCAAUGUGUUUCUAUGGGCUAAUAGCAGUAAGGACUAUCUGUUAUUAGCAGUAAGGACUAUCUAUUGUUCCACGUAGUGAAUCUGUUAUUCAAUGUGUUUUAAUUGGCUAAUAGCAUUAAAGGCCAAGUUCAAUUUUUCAUCAAAUAUAUAUUUUUUUAAAUGUUUUCUUUUGAUACUUCAAGGAGUCUUAAAAUUCUAAAUGAAAUAGCUAAAGGAUCCUUAGAAUGAACUUAAAACACCGACCAGUGACGUUUCAACUAACCCUAACUUAUCUACGUAGGGUUAAGGUUAGAGCUAGUGUUAUAGGGUUAGUUGAAAUGUUACUGAAUGUUACUGAUAGUCUGUAAAUAGUCUUCAUCUACAAGAUGGCCCUAUGUAAAUUAAAGAGUUGACCCCUAUUUGGGUUGAACCAAUGCAUUUUCAUGUAGUAGCGUUUUUUGGUAAUAAACAGUCAUACAUUCUAUUUUCUGUGUCAAAACGUUUAUAUAUUUUACUUUUGUAAAACUUUUAUGUAUUUUACUUUUAUAAAACUUUUAUAUUCCACCAAACACACACACAAGAUGUGGUUUGUUCAGCAUGUUGGCAUUGCAGCUAUUGAAGUUCCACCCAUCAUGUGAAACUUCAUGAUCUGAACGAGAAUAAAAACACAAACAACACUUCAACGACUAAUGAUCAGGGUUUCAUCCACAUUUUAUUUUUAAUAUCUUAUCUAGUUAUUCUGAAAUGUCACUGAAGUCAAAGUAACAGUCAUACUUUUAUUCUCUUCCUGGAGCCCGAGAGACAAAUAAACAAACACACACACACAAUAACUAAUAUCUUCCGAUAUGUGAUCAAGCGUGAAGCUUUCUAGGUUGACAAAUGGUAUAAUGGCAUCAUGUGGGGCCGAAGCUUGAGCUGGUUUAAAAAUAAAUAAAUGAAAAUCAGUUCUGAUUGAUUCUGACCAGACGGUCUCUAUAUUAUGAUUUUCUCUACAUCUCUAGCCAU